UCUGUCGCCCCCUUUCCGCAAGGGGCUCUGGGACCUUUGAGAUUCCUGUCAAGUCCACUCAAGGGCCUGCGAGGACCUAACGAGCCCUUCAGAACUACCCCAAGGAGCUGAGCAUGACACGGGACGAGGCACUGCUGGACUCACAUUCCACAGAGGGUUUCUAUGAGAACUAUGAGCCCAAGGAGAUCCUGGGCAGGGGAGUUAGCAGUGUCGUCAGGCGCUGUAUCCACAAGCCCACGUGCAAGGAGUACGCCGUGAAGAUCAUUGACGUCACCGGCGGAGGCAGUUUCAGCCCCAAGGAGGUGCGGGAGCUGCGAGAGGCCACGCUGAAGGAGGUGGACAUCCUGCACAAGGUGUCAGGAUACCCCAACAUCAUACAGCUGAAGGACACUUAUGAGACCAACACUUUCUUCUUCUUGGUGUUUGAUCUGAUGAAGAGAGGGGAGCUCUUUGAUUACCUCACUGAGAAGGUCACCCUGAGUGAGAAGGAAACCAGGAAGAUCAUGAGAGCCCUGCUGGAGGUGAUCUGCACCUUACACAAACUCAACAUUGUACAUCGCGACCUGAAGCCCGAGAACAUCCUCUUGGAUGAUGACAUGAAUAUCAAGCUCACAGACUUUGGCUUUUCCUGCCAGCUGGAGCCAGGAGAGAAGCUACGAGAGGUCUGUGGGACCCCCAGUUACUUGGCCCCUGAGAUCAUUCAGUGCUCCAUGAACGAUGACCACCCGGGCUACGGGAAGGAGGUGGACAUGUGGAGCACAGGGGUCAUCAUGUACACGCUGCUGGCCGGCUCCCCGCCCUUCUGGCACCGGAAGCAGAUGCUGAUGCUGAGGAUGAUCAUGAGUGGCAACUACCAGUUUGGCUCCCCCGAGUGGGAUGACUACUCGGACACCGUGAAAGACUUGGUUUCCCGCUUCUUGGUGGUGGACCCCCAGGGCCGCCUUACGGCAGAAGAGGCCUUGGCGCACCCCUUCUUCCAGCAGUAUGAUGUGGAGGAAGUGCGGCACUUCAGCCCGCGGGGGAAAUUCAAGGUGAUCGCUCUGACGGUGCUGGCUUCAGUGCGGAUCUACUACCUGUACCACCGGGUGAAGCCUGUGACCCGGGAGAUCGUCAUUUGUGACCCCUAUUCCCUCCGGCCUCUGCGCCGACUCAUCGACGCCUACGCUUUCCGGAUCUAUGGCCACUGGGUAAAGAAAGGCCAGGCGCAGAACCGGGCGGCCCUCUUUGAGAACAAACCCAAGGCCGUGCUGUUCUCCCAGGUCGAGGAGGACUACUGAGGGGCUGGCAGGAGGGAGGGGGAACGAGGGCACCGGCAGCGAGGGGAAGCCACAGAAACGUUAACCAAAGGG
Messenger RNA from Miniopterus natalensis, 1349 nucleotides. RefSeq names its product phosphorylase kinase catalytic subunit gamma 1 (gene PHKG1). Gene Ontology annotation, biological process: protein phosphorylation; glycogen metabolic process. Gene Ontology annotation, molecular function: phosphorylase kinase activity; ATP binding; calmodulin binding. Gene Ontology annotation, cellular component: phosphorylase kinase complex. The record is from RefSeq and is a predicted model, not a curated record. NCBI's taxonomy places the organism in Eukaryota, Metazoa, Chordata, Mammalia, Chiroptera, Miniopteridae.